AUGGUCAGCACAAGAUUCCAAGGUCAAGAAUUAGUACCCUUUGAUCCUGAGAUAGAAAAAACGUUCCGAGAGCUCUGUCACAUCAACCAACAAGCAUUUGAUACUGAUUUAGAGUCUGACACAGAGUCAAUGGCAGCCAACACUAAGCCCUUGAAGGAGUAUUCACAGCCCACAAUUUUAGAAGAGCCUUCAUGUAUCACAUUUCCUGAAAUUGAUGAUGUUUCGUUUGAGCUGAAAUCCGGUACCAUUGGUCUUCUUCCUUCGUUCUAUGGUAAAUCAAAUGAAGAUCCCAACAUUCAUAUUAAGGAUUUUUACAUAGCUUGUGGUACGGUUCAUAUCAAGGGAGUUUCACAAGAAAUAGUGCGUCUGAGAUUGUUCCCCUUCACUCUCAAAGACAAGGCCAAGUCAUGGUUCACCUCUCUUCCUGCUGGAUCCAUCACGUCAUGGGAAGAACUUGCUCAAAAAUUCAUGCUGAAAUUUUUCCCUGCCACAAAAACAUUGCUACUUAGGAAGGAAAUCACGAACUUUGAACAAAAGCCUCAAGAAUCUUUUCAUGAGUGCUGGGAGCGAUUUUGUGAUCUACUACAACAAUGUCCUCAUCAUGGAGUGGAAACUUGGAUGCAAAUGCAGAUCUUUUACCAAGGACUAACCUCAGCCAGUAGAAACAAUGUUGAUGCGGCGUGUGGAGGAGCUCUGAGUGAGAAAGAUCCUAAGGAGUGCUUCAAAACUUUUGAGAGAGUUGCUGCCAAUUCUAUGCAAUGGGGCGAUGACAGAUUCACAAGGAAGAUUACUGUGCAUAGUGUCGAUACAAAUCCUGGAUUCGCUUCAGCAUCUCAAGUAUCCAACUUGGAAAAGAAGCUUGAAAAUUUCAUGCAGUCAAUGACCAAAUUUGUUUCUCCUUCCUCUGUGUGUGCUAUUUGCUCUGAUAAUUCUCAUCCAACUAAUAAUUGCCCUUUGAGUGAUCUUACGCAGGAGCAGGCUAAUCAAAUAAAUUCAUUUCAAAAGCCACGACAUGAUCCCUACUCCAACACGUAUAACCCGGGAUGGAAGAACCACCCCAAUUUCUCAUGGAGCAACAACAAUCCGUCUGAGCAGCGCAUUUAUCCUCAGCAAAAACCUGUCAAUCCGAAUGAACCAAGAGAACCAACUUUGAAGGAGAUUAUGACUCAAUUUAUUCAGACUCAACAACAAACAAACAAUAACCUUCAAGCUGGUUAUCAAAAUUGUCAUGCUGCAAUUCAGAAAUUGGAAGUCCAAGUGAGCCAGAUUGCAAACAUAGUCAAUGAGAGGGAGAAAGGCAAGUUACCUAGCCAACCUGAAAUCAAUCCAAGAGGCCAGGAGCACAUUAAGGCGAUAAAAACAUUAAGGAGUGGGCGAACUUAUGAGGCUAGACCUGAAGAUGUUUCUAAGGCUGAAACAGAGGGAAAACAAGCUGCUGAAAUGGAGUUAGACGUGGAAGACAUGAAUACACUUCAGCCACACCCUGUCCCUGCCACAACGGAUGUUACAGAGGCCCCAACAGCAGCUAUUGAGCCUACCAAAGAACCUACAGCAGCUGCCCCUUCCAAGGAGAGAAUAUAUAUGCCUCAAGUUCCUUUUCCGCAAAGACUACAGAAGCACAAGAGAGAUCAACAAACAAUGGAUAUUCUGGAAUUGUUUAGAAAUGUUCAAAUAAAUAUUCCAUUGUUGGAUGCAGUGAAGCAAAUCCCAGCUUAUGCUAAGUUCCUCAAGGAUGUUUGCACAAACAAGCGAAAGUUUGCUACACAUGAGAAAGUGAUGUUGUCCGAGGAAUGCAGUGCAGUUCUCCUUAAGAAAUUGCCACCAAAACUUAAGGAUCCAGGGAGUUUUACAAUUUCUUGCAUUAUUGGAAAUUUACAUAUUGAAAAGGCUUUAAUUGAUUUGGGUGCAAGUAUUAACUUAAUGCCUUAUUCUGUAUUUCAGCAGCUAGGCAUUGGAGAGAUCAAACCAACUUCUGUGAGCUUGCAACUGGCUGAUAGGUCUAUCAAAUAUCCACUUGGAAUCGUUGAAGAUAUACUAAUCAAAGUGGAUCAAUUUGUUCUUCCAGCAGAUUUUAUCAUCCUUGACAUGGAGGAAGACAGAGAAGUUCCCAUCAUUAUGGGACGUCCUUUUAUGGCUACUGCUGGCACCAUUAUUGAUGUGAAGAAAGGUUUAUUGUCUAUGACUGUGCAAGGCCAAACUGUUGAGUUCAAGGUGUUUGAAGCCAUUAAGAAACCUGUGGAGAUGGAUGAGUGUUUUUGUGUAGAUGUCGUUGAUACUAUUGCCCACACCACUUUCCUAGCUAAUGUAAACGAGGAUGAACUUCUCACAUGCCUAGCUAACCCGGAGCUAAGAUCAGAUUCUAAUGAGGCCCAACACCUUGUAGCAGCUUUGGAUUCGACACCUAUUCAGUUCCCAAGGUGGCGUCACACAUAUGAGCCACUAGGGACACCUAGCGCUCCUAUCUUGCCUUCCGUUGAGAUACCUCCAAAGCUGGAGCUCAAGCCAUUGCCUGAACACUUGAAAUAUGCCUUUCUGGGAGAAUCCGAUACACUUCCUGUGAUCAUUGCUUCUGAUUUGACUGUUACCGAGGAAGAAAAGCUUUUGCGGGUUUUGAGAGAGUACAAAACAGCUUUAGGAUGGACCAUAGCUGACAUUAAAGGCAUUAGUCCAUCCAUGUGCAUGCAUCGAAUUUUACUAGAGGAUGGUUCUAAGGCUACCAUUGAUGCGCAAAGAAGAUUGAAUCCUAACAUGAAGGAGGUAGUCCGAGGUGAAGUUUUAAAACUUCUUGAUGUAGGUGUGAUCUAUCCCAUCUCUGACAGCAAGUGGGUUAGUCCAGUUCAAGUCGUCCCCAAGAAGUCUGGAAUCACAGUGGUUCAGAAUGAAAACAAUGAACUCGUGCCUACAAGAAUGACCACAGGAUGGAGAGUCUGUAUAGACUACAGGAAGUUGAAUUCAUCUACUAGAAAAGAUCAUUUUCCCUUGCCUUUUAUUGAUCAAAUGUUAGAAAGAUUAGCUGGUCACUCACAUUACUGUUUUCUUGAUGGCUAUUCAGGUUAUAAUCAGAUUCCCAUUGCCCCUGAGGAUCAAGAGAAGACGACAUUUACCUGCCCCUUUGGGACGUUUGCUUAUAGGAGGAUGCCUUUUGGCUUGUGCAACGCACCUGCGACCUUUCAACGAUGCAUGAUGAGUAUAUUCUCUGAUAUGGUUGAGAGAAUAAUUGAGGUUUUUAUGGAUGAUUUUUCUGUUUUUGGAGAUUCAUUUGAUACUUGUCUGUUUAACCUCAAACUUGUUAAAGGCAUUUCUGUUGAUAAAGCAAAGAUAGACAUCAUUGCUAAAUUGCCGCCACCAACCUCAGUGAAGGGUGUGAGAUCUUUUCUUGGCCAUGCCGGGUUCUACAGGCGUUUCAUCAAGGACUUCUCCAAAAUCAGUCGUCCCUUGUGCAACCUGCUCGCCAAAGACGCCAUUUUUGAGUUUGAUGAUUCAUGUUUACUUGCUUUUAACAAUUUAAAAAAGCUUCUUACUUCUGCUCCUAUUAUCACAGCUCCAGAUUGGAGUUUCCCUUUUGAACUGAUGUGUGAUGCUUCUGACUAUGCAAUAGGUGCUGUUCUUGGUCAACGAAAGGAAAAGCUUUUACACGUGAUUCAUUAUGCAAGUAGAACAUUGAAUGAUGCACAACUCAAUUACUCAACCACUGAGAAGGAAUUGCUUGCCAUAAUCUUUGCUUUGGAGAAGUUUAGAUCUUAUCUUGUUGGAUCUAAAGUCAUAGUGUAUUCUGACCAUGCUGCUCUGAAGUACCUAAUGACAAAGAAGGAUGCCAAACCCAGACUCAUUCGAUGGAUUUUGUUGCUACAAGAGUUUGACUUAGAGAUUCGAGACAAGAAAGGCUCCGAAAAUGUGGUAGCAGAUCACUUGUCAAGGCUCACACCGAGCCACAAAGAGGAAGUGUUGCCCCUGAAUGAGUCAUUUCCGGAUGAACAACUAUUUUCUGUACAGCAUGGAGUCCCCUGGUAUGCAGACAUUGUGAAUUAUUUGGUUAGUGGAAUUAUUCCAGCUGAUUCUAACUCUCAGCAAAAGAAGAAGUUCCUGUCCAUGGUCAAAUUUUAUUUUUGGGAUGAACCAUACUUGUAUAAGCAUUGCCCUGAUCAAAUUAUCCGAAGAUGUUUACCGGAGAAUGAGCAACAGACUUGUGAUCGAUGUCAAAGAGUUGGUAAUAUUUCCAAAAAGAAUGAGAUGCCACUUCAAAGUAUUCUUGUGGUUGAACUCUUUGAUGUCUGGGGUAUUGACUUUAUGGGCCCUUUUCCGUCAUCCUGUAGCAACAAAUAUAUAUUAGUGGCUGUAGAUUAUGUGUCAAAAUGGGUUGAAGCUAUGGCGUGUCCCACUGCUGAUGCUGCUGUUGUUAUGCGUUUUCUAAAAGGAUUCAUCUUCUCACGGUUUGGCAUUCCAAGAGUGAUCAUCAGUGAUGGAGGGAAGCACUUCAUCAACAGAGCAUUUGACAAGCUUAUGGCUAAAUAUCAUAUCCAUCAUAGAGUCUCUACACCUUAUCAUCCUCAGACCAGUGGCCAAGUUGAGGUUUCUAAUAGAGAAAUCAAGAGAAUCUUAGAGAAAACAGUCAGUGCUUCAAGGAAGGAUUGGUCUCUGCAGCUAAACGAUGCAUUGUGGGCUUAUCGGACAGCUUACAAAACACCUAUAGGCAUGUCACCAUUUCGAUUGGUGUAUGGGAAAGCAUGCCACUUGCCUAUGGAGUUGGAACAUAAAGCAUAUUGGGCUAUCAAGAAGCUCAAUUUUGACAUACAGGCUGCUGGUGUGAAACGGAAGCUACAACUUAAUGAACUCGAGGAGCUAAGACAUGAGGCUUAUGAGAAUGCAAGGAUAUAUAAAGAAAAGACCAAAAAGUUGCAUGAUCAAGCUAUUUCCAGGAAGACAUUCGUGACGGGAGAGAAAGUGUUACUUUAUAACUCCAAACUUCGACUCUUUCCAGGCAAAUUGCGUUCAAGAUGGACAGGCCCCUUCCUCGUCACUCAAGUUUCUCCUCAUGGUGCUGUAGAGAUUCAGAAUAUGUCAACUGGGACCCAAUUCAAAGUGAAUGGUCAUCGCCUCAAGCAUUAUCUAGAAUCUCACUUUGAUCCUCAAGAGGUGGUGUCAUUCUUUGACACCAUUCCAUCACCAUGUUCCUGA
Prunus mume (Japanese apricot) is the source of this 5175-nucleotide messenger RNA. The record is from RefSeq and is a predicted model, not a curated record. Lineage: Eukaryota; Viridiplantae; Streptophyta; Magnoliopsida; Rosales; Rosaceae.